Molecule: messenger RNA, 1241 nt
Organism: Scheffersomyces stipitis CBS 6054
Lineage: Eukaryota; Fungi; Ascomycota; Pichiomycetes; Serinales; Debaryomycetaceae
Gene: GPD2
Product: Gpd2p
Exons: 1
Coding region: 1-1113 (370 amino acids)
Biological process (GO): carbohydrate metabolic process; glycerol-3-phosphate catabolic process
Cellular component (GO): nucleus; glycerol-3-phosphate dehydrogenase (FAD) complex; cytosol
Molecular function (GO): NAD binding; protein homodimerization activity; glycerol-3-phosphate dehydrogenase [NAD(P)+] activity
Source: RefSeq, a predicted model, not a curated record
AUGACCGCUACUACUAUUCCUUACAACAUCCCUUCGCGUUUCAGAAUUGCAAUUAUCGGCUCCGGGAACUGGGGUACGGCCGUCGCCAAAAUCGUAUCUGAAAACACAGCUGAAAAAUCGGAUAUCUUCGAGCCCAUCGUUAAGAUGUGGGUUUUUGAAGAAGAUGUCCAGGGAAGAAAAUUGACGGAAAUCAUAAACAAUGACCACGAAAAUGUCCGUUAUUUGCCAGGAGUGCAAUUGCCAGAAAACUUGGUAGCCGUCCCAGACAUCGUCGACACAGUUAAAGAUGCUGAUUUGCUCAUUUUCAACGUUCCACACCAGUUUUUGGGCAGAAUCUGCAAGCAAUUGAUCGGCAAAGUUUCUCCAUCUGUGAGAGCUAUCUCGUGUUUGAAAGGUUUGGAAGUCAAUUCCGACGGCUGCAAAUUGUUGUCUCAAGUAGUCACAGACACUUUGGGAAUCUACUGUGGUGUCUUGUCUGGAGCCAACAUCGCCAAUGAAGUUGCUAGACAAAGAUGGUCCGAAACCUCAAUCGCAUAUACAGCUCCAAAGGACUUCCGUGGUCCUGGACUCGACAUUGACGAUUUCGUCUUGAAACAAGCUUUCCACAGACCUUACUUCCACGUUAGAGUUAUUGAAGAUGUCAUUGGUGCUUCUAUAGCUGGUGCUCUCAAGAAUGUCGUGGCCAUUGCAGUGGGUCUCGUAGAAGGCGCUGGAUGGGGUGACAAUGCCAAGGCUGCUAUCAUGAGAAUUGGUAUCAAGGAAACUAUCCGGUUUGCUUCUUACUACAAGAAGUUUGGCAUCAGAGGCGCAGCUCCAGAGCCCACUACAUUUACAGAAGAAAGUGCCGGUGUGGCCGAUCUUAUCACUACAUGUUCCGGGGGUAGAAACGUCAAGGUCGCCAGAUACAUGGUCGAAAAUGGUGUCGAUGCCUGGGAAGCUGAAAAGAUAUUGUUGAACGGGCAGAGUUCACAAGGUAUCUUGACUGCAAAGGAAGUGCACGAGCUCUUGGAGAACUUUGACUUGAAGGAGGAAUUCCCCUUGUUCGAAGCAACUUAUGCGGUAAUUUACCAAAACCAUUCUGUGGACGACUUCCCAGCAUUGUUGGAGUGUUAAUUCUCCAUUUUUAUAAAUCCUACGGUUGCAUAUAUAUAGGGAAAUAGCUUAAUAGCCGGGUAUAGUACAUAAUCUUAUUUAUAAUUAGACUUUUUGAGGGAUCCACAUUUUUCUGGGUGCCAAACUCC